UUCUCCAGUCUUUGCAAAAAGCAAAUUGUGAAAAUGUAGCAAGAACCAAAAAGAAUGUAUAGGUUUAUGCUCAUAGCCCUAAAGCACAUUACUUUAUGUCCAAGUCCUUUCCUCUCCUCACCCCCUGCCCAUGAAUAUUUAGAUCUGUGGUUCUCAACACUAAGCUUCACUUUAUGAAGUGAGUUAAAAGUCAUAAUCCUGUCAUUCUCCACCUGAGAAUGGAGUGAGGGAGAGGGAUGAGAUGUCACUGGGAUUGGAGUUAUUUUCCCCUGAUUGUAAUGUGCUGCUGGGACUGAGAACCACUGGUCUGGGAUUAAUCCUUUCCUCUAUGGGCCCCUUUACAAAUGAAGACAGGGUGUAUGCAAGCCUCUUCUCCAGAUCGCAGAGAGCUUUUAACCCGGAAAAGACUCAGAGAUAAGAAUAUAACCCAUUAUGAUGGGUAGUAUAAAAUUUGGAUAUGUAAGUAGGUUAUAUUUCUUCUCUGUUUGGUGACAGUUAAUUUUAGUUUGUUGAUAAGAGAUUGGAAGUAAUUCUUUCUCAUUUAUACAUCAGACUGACAUAAUGAGAAAUGAAUUUGAAAGACUGGCUGCUCGACAACCAAUUGAAUUGCUCAGUAUGAAACGGUAUGAACUUCCAGCCCCUUCCUCGGGACAGAAAAAUGAUAUUACUGCUUGGCAGGAAUGUGUAAACAAUUCUAUGGCCCAGUUAGAACAUCAAGCAGUUCGAAUUGAGAAUCUGGAACUGAUGUCACAGCAUGGAUGCAAUGCCUGGAAAGUAUAUAAUGAAAAUCUAGUUCAUAUGAUUGAACAUGCACAGAAAGAGCUCCAGAAGUUAAGGAAACACAUUCAAGAUUUAAACUGGCAGCGAAAGAACAUGCAACUCACAGCUGGAUCUAAAUUAAGAGAGAUGGAGUCAAAUUGGGUAUCCCUGGUCAGUAAGAAUUAUGAGAUUGAAAGGACGAUUGUGCAAUUAGAAAAUGAAGUCUUUCAAAUGAAGCAGCAACACGGAGAGGCAAACAAAGAAAAUAUCCGUCAGGACUUCUGAGAGACAGGUUCUUUUGGUAGAGGAAGGCGAGCUAGAUCUCUACUGGUCAGGAGCUUGAGCUAGGACAGACAUCAUCUGUGGACAUCAUCAGUACUGAAUGUUUAGACACUGUAGAAUAUGAACUGUUUGUUAUGAAUUCUGUGUGUAUGUUUACCAAAUAAAAACAUUUCAA
Talpa occidentalis (Iberian mole) is the source of this 1216-nucleotide messenger RNA. RefSeq names its product pre-mRNA-splicing factor SPF27-like. Gene Ontology annotation, biological process: mRNA processing. The transcript is spliced from 5 exons. Bases 562 to 1044 code for a protein of 160 amino acids. NCBI's taxonomy places the organism in Eukaryota, Metazoa, Chordata, Mammalia, Eulipotyphla, Talpidae. Gene Ontology annotation, cellular component: catalytic step 2 spliceosome; Prp19 complex; precatalytic spliceosome. The record is from RefSeq and is a predicted model, not a curated record.